Punctularia strigosozonata HHB-11173 SS5 is the source of this 648-nucleotide messenger RNA. RefSeq lists its product as uncharacterized. The transcript has 9 exons. The coding region runs from base 1 to 648 and encodes 215 amino acids. The record is from RefSeq and is a predicted model, not a curated record. NCBI's taxonomy places the organism in Eukaryota, Fungi, Basidiomycota, Agaricomycetes, Corticiales, Punctulariaceae.
AUGAAGCUUUGCAAUGCCUUGGCAAUCCUUUCGACGUCCAUCACCGUGUCAGCACACUACACACUCCCGGACUUGAUUGUGAAUGGGACCACGAGUACGGACUGGCAAUACGUCCGCAUCACCGAGAAUCACUACAGUAACGGUCCCAUCACCGAUGUAACGGACGAGGAGUUUCGGUGCUAUGAGCUCGACAUGCAGAACACCCCGGAGCAGACGAGCACCGCGACUGUUGCCGCUGGUUCCACGGUCGGCUUCAAGGCAGAUAACACGAUGGGUACCGGCAAGACGUGGUUCAAGAUCUGGGAAUGGGCGCCAACGUACAGUCCUAGCACAGGGCUUACGUUCGACUCGGAGAACAUUCAGCAGUUCACGUUCACUAUUCCAAGAACCUGCCAAGCGGCCAAUAGCUGCUGCGGGGAGAGCAAAUCGCCGUGCACCGUGGUAGCUGAGACGUAUGGCGGCGCUCAGUUCUAUCUCGGAUGUGCUCAGCUGAAUGUUGUCAACGGCGGUUCGGGAAGCCCAAGCCCGUUGGUGUCCAUUCCGGGAGUAUACACUGGCUACGAGCCAGGUAUUCUGAUUAACAUCUACGAUUUGCCUAGCAACUUUACAGGCUACGUCUCCCCUGGCCCUGCUGUAUGGUCUGGGUAG